AGUGGGCAUUGCUUGGUAGAAUGAACGGCAUACUCACACGUUAGCCUGUAAGGCAGGGAUGCAAUUUGCACCUAGUAGAUUCUACUCUAGAUUGUGAAGAAUUUGGAAGAUGGCGCUUCGGCUGUGUCCAAGUUUCAGCCAUCCUCUGAUUGCUUCAAGCGUUUCCGUCGGAAACACUAGCCGAAUCCGCAGGUGUUCGAUUCGGAACUGUAUCUUGGAACCCAACGAGUCACGCAAGCUAGUGCUGGAAGUGAAGGAGAAGCUUGAGAAAGAAUACCCCAGCCUCCCUUUAGGUAGAAAUGGAAGAGAUGACGAUGAUAUGAUACUUUGGUUUCUGAAAGAUCGCAGGUUUUCUGUCGAAGAAGCUGUUUCAAAGUUGAGUAAAGCCAUUAAAUGGCGUCAAGAAUUUGGGGUAUCUGAAUUGUCUGAAGAAAAUGUUAAAGCUGUAGCUCAGACUGGAAAAGCAUAUGUGCAUGAUUUUCCUGACGUUGAUGGCAGACCUGUGCUUGUCGUGGUGGGAUCAAAGCAUGUUCCCUUAGAAUUUGAUCCUUCAGACGACGAGAAGCUGUGUGUCUUCUUACUUGAGAAGGCAUUAAGCAGGCUUCCAACUGGUAAAGAACAGAUAAUUGGCAUAGUUGACCUCAGGGGUUUCAGAACAGAAAAUGCAGAUCUUAAAUUCUUGACCUUCCUGUUUGAUGUAUUUUAUUACUACUAUCCAAGGCGAGUGGCCCAAGUACUAUUUGUGGAUGCUCCUGUUGUGUUUAAGCCGAUUUGGCAAAUGGUCAGGCCCUUGUUAAAAUCAUAUGCUUCUCUGGUGAAAUUUUGCUCUGCAGAGUCUGUCAGGAAGGAAUAUUUUACACCAGAAACACUCCCUGCCAGCUUUGGAGAUUGAUGGGGCUUUUCAUGAAAGGAAAUUCUUGUUUUGGAAGAUACACAAAGUUGCAGCGAACUGUACGAACUCUAUAGCUUUUGUGUUGCAGUGUCGAUGUCCAUAUGUGGAGUGGCAGAUGACACCGGUUUUCCUCCCCUUCCUCUCAAGACAUUGAUAGAUUUCGUUACUGUCAAGAGCCGCUGUUUGGCAUCCAUAUCCCUUGUUCCUGAUAAUUAUGUUAGCAGUCCAGAUUUUCCACGGUUUUAGGGUAAAAGGUAACUGAUUUUAUUUGAAGUUGUAGACAUCUUACAAGGUUGAGGAUUCAAAUCUCAUAGUUGGAAAAAAAAUCAUGUUGAGUUGAGUUAAUUGAGCCGAUAGUUUUCAAACGUUUUCACGUUGCACCAGACAUCGUGUAUUAAAUGGAAAACAAGAGUUGUCAGUACCUCUUAAGGAUAAGAUUGUAUUUAUAUAAAGGCUGCAGAGUGCUGACCAUUUCUA
Molecule: messenger RNA, 1369 nt
Organism: Prosopis cineraria
Lineage: Eukaryota; Viridiplantae; Streptophyta; Magnoliopsida; Fabales; Fabaceae
Product: CRAL-TRIO domain-containing protein C3H8.02
Exons: 6
Coding region: 110-892 (260 amino acids)
Source: RefSeq, a predicted model, not a curated record